UACGUGCACAGCUUACUACUGUAGCAAGUGCUGUUAUUUUUAAAUUGGUUUACGAUUUUGAAAGAAACAUUAAAAAAUAAUUGUAAAAAAUGGUUGAAGAACAGAGAAAACGUGUGGAAGAACAAAUGUCAAAAAUUGUUGAGGGAAUUGACAGAACGUAUCUAAGGAAAAUGCAGGGUGAUAUGCACAGGUGUGCUGCAGCAUGUUGUGAUAAUGAAUCUUAUAGUAUUCAAAAGGUACAAAGCUGCGUGGAGACUUGCAGUGUUCCCAUGAACAAAGCUCAGCAAUAUGUUCAAGGAGAAUUUGAAAGAGUGCAGAAUCGACUGCAAAGAUGUGUUAUGGAAUGUAAUGAUAGAAUUAAAGAUCAGUUAGGACCAAAUCCAAGUCAACUUGAAGUCAAUAAGUUAAGUGAUGAAUUUGAAAAAUGUGCAACAAAGUGUGUAGAUACAUAUUGUGAUUUGUUGCCAUCUAUGGAAAAUACAAUGAAAAAAAUGUUGGCUAGUAAAAAGCUUGAACAAUUGUAGAAUUCAUUGCUAA
This is a messenger RNA of Phymastichus coffea, 537 nucleotides long. RefSeq names its product protein FAM136A-like. The record is from RefSeq and is a predicted model, not a curated record. Lineage: Eukaryota; Metazoa; Arthropoda; Insecta; Hymenoptera; Eulophidae. Gene Ontology annotation, cellular component: cytoplasm. Bases 90 to 524 code for a protein of 144 amino acids. The transcript has 3 exons.